AUGGACAAGACAGAAACACACAUCGACUAUGAAGAUAAGUUCACUGAUCACGAUCACCACCUCUCCUACGACACCCCUGCAGAGGAGGAGAACACAGAGGAGGAGAACACAGAGGAGGAGAACACAGAGGAGGAACUGCUAGAGGAGAAGAACACAGAGGAGGAACUGCUAGAGGAGGAGAACACAGAGGAGGAACUGCUAGAGGAGGAGAACACAGAGGAGGAGAACACAGAGGAGGAGAACACAGAGGAGAAGAACACAGAGGAGGAGAACACAGAGGAGGAGAACACAGAGGAGGAACUGCUAGAGGAGGAGAACACAGAGGAGGAGAACACAGAGGAGGAACUGCUAGAGGAGGAGAACACAGAGGAGAAGAACACAGAGGAGGAACUGCUAGAGGAGGAGAACACAGAGGAGGAACUGCUAGAGGAGGAGAACACAGAGGAGGAACUGCUAGAGGAGGAGAACACAGAGGAGGAGAACACAGAGGAGGAGAACACAGAGGAGAAGAACACAGAGGAGGAACUGCUAGAGGAGGAGAACACAGAGGAGGAGAACACAGAGGAGGAGAACACAGAGGAGGAACUGCUAGAGGAGAAGAACACAGAGGAGGAACUGCUAGAGGAGGAGAACACAGAGGAGGAGAACACAGAGGAGGAACUGCUAGAGGAGGAGGUGAACACAGAAGAAGAGGAGCACAGCGAUCAGCAGCAACAAGAGGCCAGCUUCAGUGUGGAGGGAGAAGAGGAGCAGGAGGAGGAGGCAGGAGGAGAGGAGGCAGCAGGAGGAGAGGAGCAGUCUUUGGGAGAGGAGGAGCAGCAAGGGGAGGAGGUGGAGGGAGGAAUGAAGGAAGAGGUGGAAGAGUCGACAGACCCUCCCGUUGAGAAGGAGGAGCAGGUGGAGGAGAUGGGCGUGUCAGAGGUGACUGAGGCGCCAGUCUCCCUGAUAUCUCAGAAGCACCUGUUCUGGUUCCCCUCAGAGGCCAUCCAGGAGGCGGGACAUGUGGAACCCACCCACCCGCUAGUCACACAGGACACACACACUGAGGGGGACAACCGUGUCAGGGCCUCCGGCAGCGAAUUAAUGGAGAGCAAGCAAGACGACAGCCAACCGGAGGAGACGAAGGAUUAUGACAGCCAUGAGGGUCACUUCCAACAACCAAUUGACCCCGUUGACCAUGAUGACCAUCGCCACGACGACCAUGAUGACCACGAAGAUGACGUUGACCAUGAACAUAUUGACCGUGAACAUGACGAUCAACGUGAACGUAACCACUUUGACCACGACGGUCAAACAGAUCCUGGCCACGAUGAAAGCUCUGAGGGUGAAGACCAUGUCGUCGAACGCCUUGACCACAAUGAUCAUGAUGACCAUGAAAGCUAUGGCAGUGAAGACGCCCACCGUGAGGACCAAGGAGAACACGAGGAGGAUGACCAUGAGAAGGCUGGUCGGUAUGAUGACGUGGGCGAGGAGCAUUACGACGUGGGUGAACACGAGGAGGAUCAAAACCACGGUGCACAUGAUGACCACGAAGACCACGAAGGUCAUGACCGCAGUGAUGUAACCGAUCACCAUGACGACCACGGCCAUGCCCAUGAUCACCUUGAUGAAGACCAGAGUGAACAUGAAGAUGAUCGUAGUGACCCUAACAGUCACGACCAUCACUACGACGACCAUGAUUAUGAUGACUAUGUGAUCCCCCCCGUCGGCAUGACAACAGGCGAGCCUCAGAACGUAACUCAUGAGGAGACGGGAGCAAAACCCACAGACAGCUCAGACGAGACCUGGUUGGACGGCUACCCUGUUAGUCAGGAGGAGACCGACGCUGAUAAAGUGGGCGGUGGAUCCUCAGAGGAAGGGGUGGAGCUUGAGGAGGAAGAGAAGGGUGUUGUGAUUGACCGGCCCAAUGAGGUGGAGUUGAGUCGUCCCACCCCGUUCACUGGAGUCCCCCAGGUCCCCCUGUCCCCCACACAGGGGGCGAACCCUGUAGAGCAGGAUCAGGACCAGGGCUGUGGAGGACUCACCCCUACAGCCUCACCCGACCUACCUCUCUCCCCCGAGGCCACGGCUUCAGAUUCACAUUCAGCCGACUACGCCACCCCCUCUCAGACAUCAUCGCUGGAUGAUGUUGCCUCCGGCAACACAGCCAGGCAUUCUCCCACAGACUCCUGGGAAACCACGGAUCACGUGCACCCUUUCCUGGAGCACGGCCUCGCCCCCACAGCAUGGACUGAUGACGUCAUCGACGAGGAGGAACGUUCGGCCCAGCACAACCUGACUCGACACAGCGGGGAGAUGGAGGGUGAGGAGGGGGAGAGCGAAGGUGAGACGGGGGAGACAGGGUGUACUGGGGGUGAGGAGGACUGCCCUCCUCCCCCUCCUCCCUCCUCCGGCAGGGGUUCCACGGUUGCAGCCAUUGUGGUUGCCGUGUGCGCGGUUGCCGUGGCAGCCACCAUCGGGGCGUGGUGUUACCGGCGGAAACAGCAGAAGAGCUCGAUGUACGAGAUGAACGGGAAGGGUCAGAGCAGACAUGGACAACAGAUAGAGAUGCAACAGAAAGUCUAA
This is a messenger RNA of Oncorhynchus nerka (sockeye salmon), 2565 nucleotides long. RefSeq names its product glutamic acid-rich protein-like. NCBI's taxonomy places the organism in Eukaryota, Metazoa, Chordata, Actinopteri, Salmoniformes, Salmonidae. The record is from RefSeq and is a predicted model, not a curated record. Gene Ontology annotation, biological process: Notch signaling pathway.